This is a messenger RNA of Caenorhabditis briggsae, 318 nucleotides long. NCBI's taxonomy places the organism in Eukaryota, Metazoa, Nematoda, Chromadorea, Rhabditida, Rhabditidae. The coding region runs from base 1 to 318 and encodes 105 amino acids. The record is from RefSeq and is a predicted model, not a curated record. The transcript has a single exon.
AUGACCAGUGCUCUUUUUCAGAACAUUGAUCAUUAUCUUUUUCGUUCUCUUUUUUCUAGUUUGUAUCCUUCUCCACCCUCACAAUCUGGCCUUUCCCAAGAAAUGAUUCAUGUUUUUCAGAAGCACUUAACCCAUUUCCCAUCUUCUUCAUUCAGCUGGUUUUCGUGUCAGCUGCUCAUGAACUUUCUUUUUGCCGCUUUUUGCUGCUUUUUCUUUCUUUUUUCCACAUCAUCAUCAUUAAAGAUAACAGCUAUACGAAAUACGAUUUUCAGCAAUAGUUCUUCUCUUCAACCUAUCAUAGUCAAGUUCACAAAAUAA